Messenger RNA from Pelecanus crispus (Dalmatian pelican), 1524 nucleotides. It is a transcript of the gene ANTXR1, whose product is annotated as ANTXR cell adhesion molecule 1. Gene Ontology annotation, molecular function: transmembrane signaling receptor activity. Lineage: Eukaryota; Metazoa; Chordata; Aves; Pelecaniformes; Pelecanidae. Gene Ontology annotation, cellular component: plasma membrane; cell surface. The record is from RefSeq and is a predicted model, not a curated record.
AUGGCCAUUGCAAUGCAGAGCAUCUUGAGAUUUGGCUUCAAAUGGCUCUUCCUAGCAACUUUUAUGCUAGCCUGUGAUGGACAAGGUGGAAAAAGAGAGAACGGUGGUCCUGCCUGUUAUGGAGGAUUUGAUUUGUAUUUCAUUCUAGACAAAUCAGGAAGUGUCCUGCACCAUUGGAAUGAAAUAUAUCAUUUUGUGGAACAUUUGGCCCGCAAGUUCAUAAGCCCUCAGCUGAGGAUGUCCUUCAUCGUUUUUUCAACUAGAGGGACAAUUCUAAUGAGGUUAACUGAAGACAGGGAACAGAUACGCCAGGGACUAGAAGAGCUGCAGAAAGUCCUUCCGGGAGGCGACACAUACAUGCAUGAAGGAUUUGAAAGGGCAAGUGAACAGAUUUACUAUGAAAAUGUUCACGGUUACAGAACUGCAAGUGUCAUCAUUGCAUUGACAGAUGGAGAACUCCACGAAGACCUAUUUUUCUACUCUGAGAGGGAGGCUAAUCGGUCGCGUGACCUGGGAGCAACAGUAUAUUGUGUCGGUGUGAAAGACUUCAAUGAGACCCAGCUGGCUAGAAUUGCCGACAGCAAAGAUCAUGUCUUUCCAGUGAAUGAUGGUUUUGAAGCUCUUCAGGGGAUCAUAGACUCUAUUUUGAAGAAAUCCUGUAUAGAAAUUCUGGCAGCAGAGCCUUCCAGUAUAUGUGCAGGGGAGUCGUUUCAGGUUGUCGUGAGGGGAAAUGGAUUUCGACAUGCCCGUAAUGUUGACAGAGUGCUCUGCAGUUUCAGGAUCAAUGACACGGUUACUCUCAAUGAGAAGCCUUUUGUUGUGGAAGAUACCUACUUACUCUGCCCAGCACCUGUGCUACGAGAAGUUGGCAUGGAGGCAGCUCUCCAAGUCAGUAUGAAUGAUGGUCUGAGCUUCAUCUCUAGCUCUGUCAUCAUCUCCAGCACACACUGUUCAGAUGGGACCAUCCUGGCUAUUGCGUUGUUGAUCCUCUUCCUCCUGCUGGCGUUGGUUCUUCUCUGGUGGUUCUGGCCUCUUUGCUGCACAGUGAUCAUCAAAGAGCCCCCACCACCACCUGCAGAAGACAGUGAGGAGGAAGAUGAUGAUGGCCUUCCAAAGAAGAAAUGGCCAACAGUAGAUGCCUCCUAUUAUGGUGGACGAGGAGUUGGUGGCAUCAAACGAAUGGAGGUGCGCUGGGGAGAAAAGGGCUCCACAGAAGAAGGCGCUAAGUUAGAGAAAGCCAAGAAUGCCAGAGUCAAGAUGCCAGAACAGGAAUAUGAGUUCCCCGAACCCAGGAACCUCGCGAACAACAUGCGCAGGCCUUCCUCUCCUCGGAAGUGGUACUCUCCAAUCAAGGGGAAAUUGGAUGCUCUCUGGGUCUUGCUGCGGAAAGGUUACGACCGUGUAUCUGUGAUGCGUCCGCAGCCAGGAGACAAGGGCCGUUGCAUCAAUUUCACCAGAGUGAAGAACACAGAGGCCCCACCCAAAUACCCGCUCAACAACGCAUACCCUCCGUCAUCUCCACCU